Molecule: messenger RNA, 1128 nt
Organism: Actinia tenebrosa (Australian red waratah sea anemone)
Lineage: Eukaryota; Metazoa; Cnidaria; Anthozoa; Actiniaria; Actiniidae
Product: acetylcholinesterase
Molecular function (GO): cholinesterase activity
Source: RefSeq, a predicted model, not a curated record
GAUGUUUGCCGAUGCCCUUAGAUGUCCAACCCUAUCAGACCUCAAAAAUUGUGCCAUGAAGAAAAACAUUUCUGAAAUCAUCACAGCACAGUUGAAAGUGAAUCCAACCCUGAUGCUCGCCCCAUUUGCGCCUGUUGUCGAUGGACAUUUUUUAGAAGAUACCCCGCUAAUGGUUCUCACGAAAGGUAGCUAUCAAGACGAAGGCAGUGUGAUGAUUGGCGUCACACGAGAUGAAGGCUCGUUAGCACUUAUCUAUUUACCUGGAUUACAAGAAGGCAUUCCUGAUAGUGACAAAGGUCUAAACUACUCGGUUUUUGUGGAGAAAGUCAAUUCAACUACGUGGGUGCGAGGUCAAAACGAGGAGAUCUUAAACAGCAUCUUUCAAGAGUAUACUAACUGGGCCGACACCAAUGACGUUAACGCCACAAGACAGGGUUUUAUGGACGCGAACGCCGAUGCUAUAUUUAAGGCGCCCGCCAUUUUGUCUGCACAGCUCUAUGACAAAAUGGGCAUGCGCACUUAUUUCUAUCAGAUGGACUACAGCGCGGAACUAGACUUCGAAAACAAAACCGUCCCUGAGUGGAGAAGGGUUCCUCACGCUGCUGAUAUUCCCUAUGUGUUUGGACAUCCCUUGUUGAAGUAUCCCAAAGACCUCAACAAUACUGACGUAAAGUUUGGCAAGUUGGUUAUGAAGUACUGGGCUACCUUUGCCAAGACUGGAAACCCCAACCCAUCUUCAGGUCAGAAUGCAGUGCAAUGGCCUCUUUACACGACAGCGAAUAAGCAGUAUCUGUCUCUGAAGCCUACACCGGAAGUCAAGUCAAACCUACUGGCCGCAAGAAUGAAUUUCUGGAACAGCUAUUUAGGUACCUUGAAAUCUGAGAAAAAGAAGCCUUGUCCAGAGGACUUGACCCAAGAACCGCCGAACGAGAAAGAAAAGGCCCUUCUUGGUCUGGCGAUUGCUGUAGGAGUGCUGGGACUGUUGGUGAUAAUACUGAUCAUCGUCAUCAUCUGCUUAAAAAGAAAACUAAAAUGUUUGACUUUGUAUAGUACUAACCUCCAAUAGUUGUGUUUGAUCAAGGGCACUAGGACACCGAAUGUGGCUGGAUUUCUAUAGGGUUUUUUUUC